GUCAGUUCAACGCGUUGAAAACAGCUGCUUUUGUUAUCGUUCGAGGCAUGGUCUCGCCGAGCGUGUCCAGUACCGAGUAUUUCCAAGAAAAAAACAAUUGUUUGCUUGGACCUAACCUCACAAGACAUUCGUCAUGCUGACGAAAUUCCUCGGGAACUUAAUUAUUGUCAAUUAACAAUUGACAUUUUCAACGAGAAUUUAAUUAUCUCCAAUUAAUUAAUGAUAAUUCAUUGAAUUCGAUGAUUUUGUGAUCGAAUCAACGAUCAUGAUGAGACGUGCGAGAAUCAAAGUGACGGCUUCAGUCCCUUUACGACGAAAAGUCAUCAAAGUAGAGGAGCCUGAGGUGAUUUCCAGGGAUCCUGAUGGGAUCGAAGAGGAAUUGACUCCAGAGGUGCCUCGGGAUGAGUUGAAACCAGAGAUUUUGGUCGAGGAAAUAAAAGUGGGAGGGGCUGGGGGGACAAUUUCUGGAGGGGCGAAAGCUCCUGUUGAGGAUGGGAGCCCUCAUCUUCAAGAGAAGGCACCAGAGGUGGAGAGGGAUGAGGGUGAGAAGGUCCCCCUUGGAGCUGGGGCAGAGGGACAGAAACCUGGGGAGACUGGGAAGACAGCUUCUGUUGUUGAGGGUUUCCCCAGGAGAGCGAGACUGUUCUCGGAGUCGUCAGACAAGGGUCAUCUCUCGGGGAGUGAAGCAGCAUCUCCAAUAAAAGUCCUCCCCAACCGUUCAUUCACCCGUCCUACCCCACGUCUCGACGGUUCCACUCGGAUCCGCCGUAACAGCAUCCAAGGCUCUGGGGCUAGUGCCAGCGAGUCCGAGGACGACUCUCGGCGUCACCCUCCUCCCCCUCACCCGCCACCGUCUUCUCACCCGUCCCAGCCCUCACAGAACUCGUCCCACCCUCCUCCCCCUGCUCAGAACCCCAGUCAAAGCCAAACCCAGAACCCCAAGCAAAAGCGAAAGGUCCUCAUCUCGGAAUCCGCUAGGAAGCUGGCGGAGUCUCGUCGUGAGUUCUUCCUGAGGCACGAGCACAAGCAGCCGGACAGAACAAAGCUGACGAUGUACGAUUUGAUUUACUACAACCCCGCGACGAACCCCAUGAAGAAGACGGCGACUUCUCUAGUUCAAGAUGAACCAGAAGAGGUGACAGAACCCGAAGAAGAGGAGGACGACUCUGCAAUGCCAGUCCCCCAGCUGAAGGUGGGUCCCAACGGUGAGCUCGUGGUGGACGAGCAGUCCCUGGUAAUCGAAAACACAGCCCUGAAGAGAGACCGCGAGGCAGUCUCCAAGCGUCGAGUCCUAGUCGACGAGGAGGGUGCGAUCGGUGGUUUCUACAAGAAGCGAGUGAAGAGCAGAGAUUGGACGCACGUCGAGACCCUCAAGUUCUACAAGGCCCUGAACACAGUGGGAACCGACUUCUCCCUCAUGCAGACUGUCUUCCCGAGCCGAACUCGCCACGAGUUGAAGAUGAAAUACAAGAAGGAGGAGAAGUUGAACAGAGCCCUUGUGGAGAAGGCGCUGGUCUACCACCAGGAGUACGACAUCGAGACGCUGAGGAAGGAGCUCGAGAGCUUCGAGAAUGUCGAGGAGAAGAGCAAGAAGACGAGAAAGUCGACUGACAGCUAUAGAAAGAGAAUUGCGAAGAAGAGGAAUGUCGCCACUAGUGUGAACAUGCUGAGUGAGGACGAGGAUGACCCUGGGGACGUUGGGGACGAGCCUGAGGAGACGUCGAAGGACCAGGAAACUGAGGAUCGUGAGGGGGAGGGUGUGUCCAGGGUGAAGCGAAAGAGGCCCAGGGGGAAGAAGACGGUUGAGCCUGAUCCCUCGGAGGAUUCACUCAGUGAAGAUGACUUUGAGGUUUACAAGGUGAAGCCCACGAGGUCUGGACGACUUCCCAAGAGGAAGAGGCCGGUGUUCAAUGCCACGAAUGUUCUCGACGAUAUCUUCGAUGAGGGGGGGGAGCAAGCUGGCGAGGAUGAGGGGGAGGAGGAGGCCAGGGGGGUGGAGCUGGGGGAACCUGUGGAGGGGUUGCAGGACGUGGAGCCGGGCUCGCUGGUGAUUGUCUCCAAGGAGUCACCCGAUGAACCUGGGAAGACCAUUGUCCAGGUGUACAUGGUGGGGAAGGACCUGAAUGGGGGAGAGGAGAAAAUGACACCUGUGGACCUCAGCUCGGAAUUACUCUCCACUGUUACCAGUGGACUCAACAGUCAUGGCGUGUCGCCGAUUAAAUUUACGUUGAAGUAGGGGGACGGGGAAGUGGUGGGGUUUCUGGGGGAAGAGUCGUUAAUUAAUUGGUGAUAAAACUUAAAAAUUGAGUUUUUUUUUAUUUUCUGGGAAAACGAACACCUGAAAUUUAUGGUUGGAACCAUGUACUCUUAUCCUGAUUCAAUAAGUCAGUAGCGAGGUGGUAAACUGGUAUAAGUCAAUUUUUACUAUUGGCCAGUUUUCAUUAAAUAUCCGGGAAUCUAAGGGAGAUGGCAAAAUUU
This is a messenger RNA of Diachasma alloeum, 2478 nucleotides long. RefSeq names its product transcription factor TFIIIB component B'' homolog (gene Bdp1). The transcript is spliced from 4 exons. Gene Ontology annotation, cellular component: transcription factor TFIIIB complex. Gene Ontology annotation, molecular function: TFIIIC-class transcription factor complex binding. NCBI's taxonomy places the organism in Eukaryota, Metazoa, Arthropoda, Insecta, Hymenoptera, Braconidae. Gene Ontology annotation, biological process: RNA polymerase III preinitiation complex assembly. The record is from RefSeq and is a predicted model, not a curated record. Bases 266 to 2236 code for a protein of 656 amino acids.